GCCACUCAGCCAUAGUAACGAGAAUUUAGCUGCGGGAACUGGAGAAGAUUCAAAUGAACGCUGCUCCAUUUGUAAACAACAGUUGUCAUCCAACCAGGACUGACUUAUACGAACUGUAAUCAUACUUUUCACAAAACCUGUCUUCAGAAUUCUUUCAUCUUUAAUUCAAGAUCUGCCAGGAAACCUUAAUUUAACCUUACCAGACAUUGAUUCAUUGCCUUUGCACACCACUGGCCAAGAACGUCACAGCUUAAACGCCUUACCGCGAACUUUCGAAGCCAAUUCCAACAUGCCUCCACCAAGCAAUAAUAACAUUGAUUAUUAUAUCGUCGCAAAUAUGAUUGAGACCAGUAUUCAAUGAAUGCUUUCUAACAUAAAUUUCCGGCCAGAUGCAGGAGGGGAAACCAAUACUCCGCAGAACGAUAGCGAAGCUCGAAGAAAUUCACUACCAGGACAUCUAAGCAACAAUCUAAAUACUAGCCAUUUUUCGACCUUGAGUCCAGAAAAAAUUACUUCAAAUACAAACGGCUUAAGUGUGGAAGAAUUUUUGUAAAGAGUUCGCUCAUUAACGGCAUCCACCCUUGACAAUGAUUUUUCACUAUUUCGAAAUAACGUCCAUUCUAUUCUUAUUGGAAAAGCCAGAGAUUGGUACUGGCAAUUCCACAAACAACCACCCGAUUUCGAUUGGACCGACUUUUGUAUUGCCAUUCGCCACCGUUACAAAGAUUAUAAAUCAGAUUACGAUAUACGCGAGGAAAUUCGAAACCGAAAACAAAAGCCAGGUGAAUCAUUUGAAACGUUUUAUGAUUCUAUAACAACUAUUAUUGCUCGUUUAUCUGAGCCAAUGCAGGACUUUGGCCUUACUGAAACUAUUACACGAAACCUUCGCCCGGACGUUAGACACGAAUUGCUCUAUGUGAAUAUUCGAUCAAUUACACAUUUAAGGAAAUUAUGUCAGAUGCGUGAAAAUUUAUUAGCAGAAGAAGCUUCGAAACGACUGCACUUGUCUCGUCAAGCAUCUAAUACAGGUUACCGCCGUAAUAUCGCUGAAUUACAAGCAACAGACGGAUGUGAUAAUGACGACGAAAUAGAUACUGAAUUUCCUCGGACGAUAGAUGCUGUACGUAAAUCCGAAAUUAGAUGUUGGAAUUGCAAUGAACAAGGUCACUCUUGGCAAGAAUGCAUAGGUGAACGCACCAUAUUUUGCUAUGGAUGUGGGGAUAAAAAUGUUUAUAAACCACAGUGUACAAAAUGUAAUCCAAAUCGAUCGGAAAACCCGAGAAGGGGUCCGUUCACAAAUAUUCGAAUGGGACCCUGAAUCAAAGAAAGAUAGAAAAUAAUGAUCGAAAUAAGCAAAUUUCAAUUAAGUUUUUAGAAAAUAAUUGUAGAAUCAAACAAGGACCUAUUUUAUAUCCCACACGUCCUUUUCAUGAACGUAUGCGCGAGUAUGUAGCAAUAAAAGAGAGAAUUUUUAACGAGCAUCCUUCAUUCACAUCUUAUACAACAAAACGUAAACGCUCAACGUUACGAAUGCGUUUAUUUUGGAAGGCGAUCAAACAGCCCAAAAAGCAAUUAGUAUCUUCGAUCCUCAAUAGCAAAGUUGAAAUGCGAAAAUAAAUUUUUUGAACUUCUCACAACUCGGAUUAUUAGACACUGGAGCGAAUGUUAGCUGCAUAGGGGGAGCACUAGCUAAACAAGAUUUUUCUAAAUACACCAAAUUUUACAAAGCCAGAUCGUCAGUUAAAACAGCGGAUGGUAAACUUCAACAAGUAUUGGGGUGGAUAAAAGCUGACGUUGAAUUUAAGAAUGAAAUACACAAGAUUAAAUUUUUCAUUAUUCCGUCAAUUGCAAAUGAGCUUAUUCUUGGACUAGAUUUUUGGAAAGCUUUUAAACUUGCACCUAACGUGAUUUCUUCGGUAUAGACAAAUACUGAUC
Molecule: messenger RNA, 1935 nt
Organism: Ceratitis capitata (Mediterranean fruit fly)
Lineage: Eukaryota; Metazoa; Arthropoda; Insecta; Diptera; Tephritidae
Exons: 2
Coding region: 845-1318 (157 amino acids)
Molecular function (GO): nucleic acid binding; zinc ion binding
Source: RefSeq, a predicted model, not a curated record